AUGGACACCCAAUUCCACCAGAUCGUAAUCUCGUCCAUGCCAUCAGACUGGAGACAAGACAUAUGGAGCAUACCCAGGUCCUCGAGUGCAGAUGUGUUCACCUAUCUGCAUACACUGUGGUAUGAGAAGGAGGAAGAGCGGAAGGAGGAGGAGCGUGACACCAAGCGUGUCAAAGCACUGAUGGCAGCACACAACACCACCAUGCCUACCACCAGAAAGUGUUGGGUGAAAGGAGGCAGCAUGGAGGGACAGUGGCCGAAGCAGAAUCAAGCCAACAAACCAAAGAGUGGGACAAAUGCAAGCACCGCGAGCACAGAUGACACUGAAAUCUCCACUCCCAUGGCAACAUACGUGAUGUCGACCCAGACGGACAUAAACACAAAACAAAUUUCGCUUUACUCCCGUCUACUGUCCUCCCGAUCGUCUGUACGAUCAAAUACACGCUUUUACUACACGUUUAAGCCAUCCGACUCCCCAACGCCUAACGCCUUGCUCUGGGACCUCAAUCUAAGUAAUGUUGAAGCUACCCCCUACGUCAAACUACGUGCCGCUUCUCCGUUACCACCUCCAACACUCGAGGACGUCCACCCCCAAACCCCAGUUCCCGGGACCUCCCCUCCCGGGCGUAUACCUUCUCAGGAGCUUAUACGCUUGAGACCUAUUCCCUCUACGACCUAUUAG
This is a messenger RNA of Lentinula edodes (shiitake mushroom), 681 nucleotides long. RefSeq lists its product as uncharacterized. Bases 1 to 681 code for a protein of 226 amino acids. Lineage: Eukaryota; Fungi; Basidiomycota; Agaricomycetes; Agaricales; Omphalotaceae. The record is from RefSeq and is a predicted model, not a curated record. The transcript is spliced from 5 exons.